Suncus etruscus (white-toothed pygmy shrew) is the source of this 860-nucleotide messenger RNA. RefSeq names its product tRNA-yW synthesizing protein 3 homolog (gene TYW3). Gene Ontology annotation, cellular component: cytoplasm. The record is from RefSeq and is a predicted model, not a curated record. Gene Ontology annotation, molecular function: tRNA methyltransferase activity. NCBI's taxonomy places the organism in Eukaryota, Metazoa, Chordata, Mammalia, Eulipotyphla, Soricidae. The transcript is spliced from 6 exons. Gene Ontology annotation, biological process: tRNA methylation; wybutosine biosynthetic process. Bases 63 to 860 code for a protein of 265 amino acids.
CAAUAUGGCGGCCCCCACGGAGCAACUUUUGUGAAAGCCCGACCCCUUUUUAUCCUCAUGGCAUGGAUCACAAGGCUGAAUUCAAGAGGUGGAAGACACAGUGUUUGGGCAAAGCGGACCUCAGCCGAAAGGGCAGUUUGGACGAGGAUGUGGUCGAGCUCGUGCAACUCCUAAACGAGCAAGAACGAUUUUUCACCACUAGUUCCUGCUCAGGCCGCAUCGUGCUCCUAGAUGGGGGUGCAAAUGGUUUUGAGAAUCAGAAACAGAACUGUUGCUGGCUACUCGUUACACACAAACCAUGUGUAAAAGAUAAUGUGAUUGAAGCACUGAAGAAAGUGAGCGGGGAUGCCAUUUUGAAAUUUGAACCAUUUGUUCUUCAUGUGCAGUGUCAAGAGUUGCAGGAUGCUCAGAUUCUGCAUACUGUGGCAAUAGAUUCUGGUUUCAAGAAUUCUGGCAUAACAGUGGGAAAGAGAGGGAAGAUUAUAUUGGCUGUCCGGAGUACACAUGGCUUAGAAGUUCCAUUAAGCCAAAAGGGAAAACUGUUGGUGUCUGAGGACUAUAUUGACUUCGUGUUAAAUAUAGCAAACCAGAAAAUGGAGGAAAAUAGGAAGAGAAUUGAAAGAUUUUAUACAUGCCUACAAAAUAUUUUAAAAAGAGAAGCAAGUAGUAACUCUGAGCUCAAGGUGGAAAGCAAAGAGAAAAAUAACUCAUAUGUGCAUAAGAAGAAAAGAAAAGCAGGAAAAACACAUGAUAGAUGUACUACUGAAGACAAUGAUGGUGAACUUAAAAAUUAUGAUGCUAUAUUAUCCCAGAUGUUUAUUAACCGUUGGUCUGAAAGUGUCUUAGAAGAAUAUCUCUAA